AUGGGAAACUGCUUGUUGGGGGGCAUGUCAGAUCCUGAAACAGUGAUCAAAGUGAUAACAUCAAAUGGUGGCAUCAUGGAAUUCUAUGCUCCAAUUACUGUGAAUUGCAUCACUAGUGAAUUCCCUGGGCAUGGCAUAUUCCCAAGCCAUGACCUAUUUUGGAAACCACUAAGCCAAUUUGAUGAGUUGGUGGCAGGGCAAUCAUACUAUUUACUGCCACUAAACAACCAAGGUGAACACCCUUUUGCCUCCGGUGGCAGCGGCAGCAACCACGCUGUGGUUGCCGCCCGGCAAGGCCAUAUUCGUUCUCAUAGUGUUCCUACAACCCCUCAUCCUGCACCAUAUAGAAUGUCCUUGGACUACCAACACCACCAAGGAGUGGGAUUGCUGAAGAAAACAUCAACAGAACCUUUCUCUUGUAGGACUAGUAUUAGUAAUAGCAAAGCUAUUACUAGUACUAGUAGCAGGUUCUGGAAAGUCAAAUUGGUGAUAACUCCUAAACAUUUGAUGGAUAUUUUGUCACAAGAGGCUCUCACUAAGGAGUUGGUAGAGAGUGUUAGAAUUGUAGCCAAAUGUGGGGUUGCUAAAGGUGGCAUUUCACCUUCAUCUGCUGCAGUAAGCAUACUGUCUGAUCAAUGGAGCCUUUCCAGCAGUGGUAGGAGUGCUUGUGAUUCCUCUAAGAUUGAUGCUUUAGUGGUAGACAUUUAG
Molecule: messenger RNA, 708 nt
Organism: Abrus precatorius (Indian licorice)
Lineage: Eukaryota; Viridiplantae; Streptophyta; Magnoliopsida; Fabales; Fabaceae
Exons: 1
Coding region: 1-708 (235 amino acids)
Source: RefSeq, a predicted model, not a curated record